Messenger RNA from Hevea brasiliensis (rubber tree), 1924 nucleotides. RefSeq names its product gibberellin 2-beta-dioxygenase 8. Lineage: Eukaryota; Viridiplantae; Streptophyta; Magnoliopsida; Malpighiales; Euphorbiaceae. The record is from RefSeq and is a predicted model, not a curated record. The coding region runs from base 678 to 1673 and encodes 331 amino acids. The transcript has 3 exons.
GUGAGGCUUUUGGCAAUAGAAUUAAGAAGAUAUAAGAGACGUGGAGAAAGAAGAACCAAAAGAACCCUUCCAAGGCUGACCGAGUUUAAGCAUAUAUAAAAGAUUCUAGCUAGAUGAUCUCCAAGGUUGUAGAGAUUUUCAAGAUUAUUGCUCUCUCUAGAAUUAGUGACAUCUUCUCUUCGAUGCCAUAAAUUCCUGAACUUUCAGUUCAUGGCCUAAGUCAGACUCGGCCGGCCCCCAAAUUUUUUCUGCUGAUACCAUUCCUUCAACCUCCAAUAACCCUAAAAUACACCAACGGCAGAGAUACAGAAGAAGAAGAAGACCUCUUACCUUAUAAAUGACAUAUAUAUAUGAUUUUUUUAUGUAAAGCUGAGUAAUUUUACUAAUUAUGCUCUCUCUCUCUCUCUCUAUGCUUGUCUAGGGCUCUCAGCUUAUCCAUUCUAUGAUUUCCCUUUUGUAGAAUGACCCUAUUUUGGUAUGCAGCGCUUUGAGGAUCCUCCUACGGGCAUCAGUAGCCUGCUUCUUCAUGAUAUCUGUGGGGUUUCCUACCCACGUUUGUGUCUGAUGUAAUCUGCUUAUUUUCUCCCCUUUUGUCCAAAAAAAAAAGACAAUAAUUCAGCAGUGAAGAGGAUCAGGGUUUCAAGCGAUCCUCAUUUGCACAUUCUCCUUCUCUCUCCAUGAGUAUUGAUCCUCCAUUUCAAGAGACCUGCAAUGCCCUUUUCAAGGGCCCUUUUGUAAGAGCGGAAGAUGAGAAGUUUGUCGUGGUUGAAGAAUGUGAGCUGCCUCUCAUUGAUAUGAAUUGUUUAACUUUGGGACAGAAAGAGAGAGAAAAGUGCAUAAAAAAGAUGGCUGAAGCAGCAAGUGAGUGGGGUUUCUUUCAAGUUGUGAAUCAUGGGAUUUCACAGGAGGUAUUGCAGAGCAUGAUAUAUGAACAAAUUAAGGUAUUUCAUGAGCCCUUGAGCAAGAAGACUGAAGAGAACUUCUUGAAUUUACCAUCAAACAGCUAUCGCUGGGGGAACCCUGAUGCUACUUGUUUGAGGCAAUUCUCGUGGUCAGAAGCUUUGCACAUUUCUCUUGCAGAUAUCUCAAGAAUGGAUGGAUACAAGACUACUCUCAGAUCAACUAUUGAAGCAUUCGCUGGAACAGCUGCCACCUUGGCUCAAAGCUUAGCUGAAAUUUUAGCUCAGAACUUGGGUGUCAAAUCCAAUUACUUCGGAGAAUAUUGUACACCCAACACUAGUUAUCUACGAAUGAACAGAUAUCCUCCAUGUCCAUUCUUCUCUGAUCAGGUCUGUGGUUUGAUGCCUCACACAGACAGUGAUUUCCUCACAAUAAUCUAUCAAGACCAGACUGGAGGAUUGCAACUUAAGAAACAUGGAAGAUGGCUCACUGUUAGACCUAAUCCUCAAUCUGUAAUCAUCAACAUUGGUGACCUAUUCCAGGUGUUGAGCAAUAAUGUUUUCAGAAGCAUGGAACACAGAGUGCUUGCCCCACAACAAGUUGAGAGGUUUUCUGUUGCAUAUUUCUACUGCCCAUCAUAUGAUGCUGUAAUACAGUGCUACGGGAAGCCAGCAAUGUAUAGAAAGUUUAGUUUCAGAGAGUAUAAGCAGCAAAUCCAAAAGGAUGUUCAAGCUACAGGUGAUAAAGUUGGGGUCUCAAGGUUUCUCUUGUAAAAUACAUAUAUAUAUGCGCCUCAUCAUUGCAACAAAACAGAAAUAUUACGAAGAUGAUCAAUAACAAAAAAAGAUUAAAGUUUGGUGGGCAGCCCUGCUAGUGCUGGUCCCCUGAUGAUAAAGACCAAGAAAAGAAAAACACCUUUUAUCUCUCCAGUACAAUUUAUCUCGUGAAGACUAUAGGCAAAGAAAAUGGAAACAUGUACUACACUCGUUUACAUACAGACAUAUUAUGAUUCUCCAAGUACCAA